CGUGGUUCUGUUCAUUCCACUGUCGGUCUUUUUGGUUCUCCUCCUCCUCGGGAGCGACGGUCUUGAAUUCUCCGACAACUGUCGACCUUAAAAAUUUGCUUCCAUUAGCUACAUAGGUAAAGAUGCCAGAGGAUGUUUCUGAUGGAGUGUUGGGUCAUCUUCCUGAUGGUUCGCUAUCUGAGGCAAAAGAACCUUUGGUUAAAGUGGACCCUGGGCAACCAGCUUUGCUAACAUGGCAACGAAAUUUAAGACACAAUGAGCGAGAUCCAUCGGAGUUCCAUCUAACUGUCAGAGAAAUACUGCAAAUGGCUCAUUUAGGCUUUCGGCUUGGGCGGCAUGUUAUAGAAGAAACUGCUAAAGGAAAGGCCUCAAUUAUUGAUCCUUUAAAAAAACGCAUUGCUUCAUCUUGUCAUGGUGUUCCUCUAGGAGGAAUUGGUGCAGGUAGUAUAGGAAGAAGCUACAAAGGUGAUUUUCAACGCUGGCAAUUGUUUCCUGGAGUUUGUGAAGCUAAACCCGUCUUAGCAAAUCAAUUUUCUGUAUUCAUUUCACGCCAAGAUGGAAAUGCAUACUCCACUGUUUUGUCCCCAGGUGACCCAGACACACUCAAAUCAAGUUCACUCUCAGGAAUUGAAUCUUGGGAUUGGAAUCUCAACGGGCAGAAAUCUACCUAUCAUGCUUUGUACCCGAGGUCUUGGACAAUUUAUGAUGGUGAACCUGACCCAAACCUAAAAUUAACCUGCCGUCAGAUUUCGCCCUUUAUUCCUCACAAUUAUCAACAAAGUAGCCUUCCUGUGGCAGCAUUUACAUUCACGCUCAACAAUAUGGGAAAAUCUGCCGCCAAAGUUACUUUGCUUUUUACAUGGGCUAAUUCUGUAGGUGGCAACUCCGAGUUUGCUGGGUAUCACUGUAAUUCCAAAAUGAUUGCGAAAGAUGGGGUACAUGGGGUCCUCCUGCAUCACAAAACUUCAAACGGGCAAUCUCCAGUGACAUUUGCAAUAGCAGCACAAGAAACAGCAGAUGUUCAUGUCUCCAGCUGUCCACACUUUGUGAUAUCGGGGAAAUCUGAUGCUUUUUCUGCAAGAGAAAUGUGGCAUGCAAUCAAAGAGCAUGGGACCUUCGAUCACAUUGGUUCCACGGAAAAUCCAAUUUAUUCUGAACCAGAAUCAUCCAUUGGGGCAGCUGUAGCAGCUUCGUUGACUGUUCCUCCACAAGCUGUCCGCACAGUCACGUUUGCUUUGGCAUGGGCAUGCCCAGAAAUAAAUUUUCCAAGUGGAAAAGUUUAUCAUCGACGCUACACCAAAUUUUAUGGAACUGAUGGAGAUGCAGCAGCUUGUCUAGUGCAUGAUGCGAUUAUGGACCACGAGCUUUGGGAAUCCCAAAUUGAUGAAUGGCAAAGACCUAUUCUGCAAAACAAGGAACUCCCUGAAUGGUAUCGUAUCAACCUCUUCAAUGAACUGUAUUAUCUUAAUGCUGGAGGAGCUAUUUGGACAGAUGGGCUGCCACCUAUCCAGAGUUUAGCAACAAUUGAUGAAAGAAAGUUCUCUCUUGAUAUGUCGAAUCCAGUAUGUGAAGCCUUAAGCAAGCCAAUACCACGAAAUAACACUUCACUCCAUGUCCUUGAUAGGAUGUCAUCUACACUUGAAAAAAUAAAUACCCCUAUAGCCUCAAAUUCUGCUUUUGGAACAUCAUUACUCCAAGGAGAAGAAAAUAUUGGCCAGUUACUCUACCUUGAAGGCAUUGAAUAUUAUAUGUGGAACACAUAUGAUGUGCAUUUCUACUCAUCUUUUGCCCUUAUCAUGCUAUUUCCAAAGCUUGAGCUCGGCAUUCAAAGAGACUUUGCUGCUGCUGUGACAAUGCAUGACCCUGAGAAAAUUCGGAUGAUGUAUGAUGGAAAGUGGGUUUCAAGGAAGGUUCUUGGAGCAGUUCCUCAUGAUCUUGGAAUGUCUGACCCUUGGUUCAAAGUUAAUGCAUACAUGCUUCAUGAUACAAAUAGGUGGAAGGACUUGAAUUCCAAAUUUGUCCUACAAGUUUAUAGAGACACAGUUUUCACUGGCGACAAGUCCUUUGCUCGAGCUGUUUGGCCUUCAGUAUAUAUUGCAAUGGCCUACAUGGAUCAAUUUGACAAGGAUGGAGAUGAAAUGAUUGAGAAUGAGGGCUUUCCUGAUCAGACCUAUGAUGUUUGGGCUGUUAGUGGUGUUAGUGCAUAUUGCGGGGGACUAUGGGUGGCUGCCCUGCAGGCGGCUUCAGCCUUGGCACAUGAAAUUGGUGAUAAAGCUGCAGAAGAACUAUUCUGGAAUAAGUUUCAGAAGGCAAAAACUGUCUACGAGAAGCUUUGGAAUGGUUCCUACUUCAAUUAUGACAGUAGUGGUGGCAAGAUAAGCUCAUCAAUUCAGGCAGAUCAACUGGCUGGGCAAUGGUAUUCCAGAGCAUGUGGUUUAUCUCCAAUAGUUGAUGAGAAAAAAGCUAGAAGUGCACUUGAAAAAGUUUACAAUUUCAAUGUGUUGAAAUAUAAGGAUGGCAAACGUGGUGCUCUAAAUGGGAUGAGACCUGACGGAACUUUUGAUAUGUCUGCACUGCAGUCAAGGGAGAUAUGGUCUGGUGUUACAUAUGCUGUUGCUGCAACUAUGAUUCAGGAAGGCAUGACAGAAGCUGGAUUUAAAACUGCCCAAGGAGUAUAUGAAGCUGCGUGGUCCAAGGAAGGACUUGGGUACUCAUUCCAGACCCCGGAAGCCUGGAACAACAAGGAAGAAUACAGAUCUCUCUGCUACAUGCGUCCUCUCGCCAUCUGGGCAAUGCAGUGGGCCCUGUCCCCACCAGAGCUCCACAAGGAGCUUGGAGUAGACAUAACGGGAGGAGAUGCUCUCACGUGUCACCAGAUGGCGUUCGGUCAGGUUGCAAAGCUCUUGAGACUGCCUGCUGAGGAGACUUCCAAGAGCCUUCUCCGCGUCAUCUAUGAGAUCGCUUGCAGCAGGCUGAGGCCCCAUUGAUUUUGACGCUAAAACACCUGUAAUUCUGCUAAAUUAUUCCUUUGCAUAUUGCUGUCAAAUUUAUGAUUUUUAUUCUUACACAAUAAGGAAAAUGUUUAUAUUUGUUAUGCUGCAACUAUUCUCUUAUGUUAUCAUCAAUUUUUAAUGUCUUCAAGUGUUU
This is a messenger RNA of Phalaenopsis equestris, 3147 nucleotides long. Its product is annotated as non-lysosomal glucosylceramidase-like. Lineage: Eukaryota; Viridiplantae; Streptophyta; Magnoliopsida; Asparagales; Orchidaceae. Gene Ontology annotation, cellular component: membrane. Gene Ontology annotation, molecular function: glucosylceramidase activity; beta-glucosidase activity. Gene Ontology annotation, biological process: carbohydrate metabolic process; glucosylceramide catabolic process. The record is from RefSeq and is a predicted model, not a curated record.